AUGAGCUCACCAACACUUCAAAACUUUACAAACGUCAACGAUCAAGCAUUUCAUCCACUCCUAACGAUGUCCACCGACGAGAUCAAGCAGCGGAAGCGUAAGCAGGAUGACACGGAAGUCGCUGCUCAAAAAAAGGUGAAGAAAGACAAGAAAGAGAAGAAGGACAAGAAGGACAAGAAGGAUAAGAAGGAAAAGAAGGAAAAGAAGGAAAAGAAAGAGAAGAAGGCCAAAAAAGACUCUGCAAAAGAUCAGGAGAAUGCCGUUGAAGCUCAGGUUGAAGCUGACAAUUCCAGCGUCACUAGAAGUCCUACAGAGGAAAGUUCAGUUCCAGACUCUGGCUACGUUGAAAGUAAACUGCUGGCCAAACUUCCUCAAAGCGAGGUGGAUGAAUUUUACACUGAAAACGAGGUCAGUGUGGACGAUCCAAAGAAGCUCAACUUACGUCCACUUUUGUCGUUCGGCCACCUCGAAUUAUCGUCAGAAAUUCAAAAAGAGAUUUCUAAAUUCCCAAAACCUACACCAAUUCAAGCCGUUUCGUGGCCUUAUCUGCUGUCUGGACGUGACGUGAUUGGUGUUGCGGAAACGGGUUCCGGAAAAACCUUUGCGUUCGGCGUUCCUGCAAUCAACAACUUGAUGAAUGCAAAGGGCUCAAGAAAUGCUGGGGUCCAGGUUCUGGUGAUUUCCCCUACCCGUGAGCUUGCUUCCCAGAUUUACGAUAACCUGAUCUUGCUUGCCAAGAAGGCCGGUGUGCACUGUUGCUGUCUGUACGGUGGUGUUCCAAAAGACGAGCAAAGAGCUCAGCUGAAAAAGGCCCAGGUAGUGGUCGCUACGCCAGGUAGAUUGCUCGAUCUAAUCGAAGAAGGAUCUGCCAGACUUGCGAAUGUGGACUACCUGGUGCUCGACGAAGCCGAUCGUAUGCUCGAAAAGGGUUUUGAAGAGGAUAUCAAAAGAAUUAUUGGCUCUACAAAGAGCAUUGGAAGACAAACCCUGAUGUUCACAGCCACUUGGCCUAAGGAGGUGCGCGAAUUGGCUAGUACUUUCAUGAAAGACCCAGUCAAGGUUUCGAUUGGUAACAGAGACGAGCUUUCGGCCAACAAACGCAUUACUCAAAUCGUGGAAGUGGUUGAACCUUUCAAGAAAGACCGUAAGCUACUCGAUCUUUUGAAAAAAUACCAGUCCGGUGCCCGUUCCAACGAUAAGGUUCUGAUUUUCGCUUUGUACAAAAAAGAAGCUGCUCGCGUGGAGAGGAACCUCAAUCACAACGGUUACAAAGUUGCUGCUAUCCAUGGAGAUUUGUCGCAACAACAAAGAACCCAAGCCUUGAGCGAGUUCAAGUCUGGCGUAUCAAACCUGCUGCUGGCCACGGACGUUGCUGCAAGAGGUCUAGACAUUCCUAACGUGAAGACAGUGAUCAAUUUGACCUUUCCAUUGACCGUGGAGGACUACGUUCACAGAAUCGGGAGAACAGGACGUGCUGGCCAGACCGGUACUGCCCAUACGCUUUUCACAGAGCAGGAAAAACAUCUUGCGGGCGCUUUGGUCAACGUCUUGAACGGUGCAGGACAGCCGGUUCCCGAGGAUCUCAAAAAGUUCGGUACUCACACCAAGAAGAAGGAACACAGUGCUUACGGUGCGUUUUACAAAGACGUUGACACCACCAAGAAGCCCAAGAAAAUCACUUUCGAUUGA
Molecule: messenger RNA, 1689 nt
Organism: Lachancea sp. 'fantastica'
Lineage: Eukaryota; Fungi; Ascomycota; Saccharomycetes; Saccharomycetales; Saccharomycetaceae
Source: the annotation of a GenBank genome assembly